Nicotiana attenuata is the source of this 840-nucleotide messenger RNA. Its product is annotated as acyl carrier protein 1, chloroplastic-like. The transcript is spliced from 4 exons. The coding region runs from base 210 to 605 and encodes 131 amino acids. Gene Ontology annotation, biological process: fatty acid biosynthetic process. NCBI's taxonomy places the organism in Eukaryota, Viridiplantae, Streptophyta, Magnoliopsida, Solanales, Solanaceae. The record is from RefSeq and is a predicted model, not a curated record. Gene Ontology annotation, molecular function: acyl carrier activity.
AUACUCCAAAAUUUCGAUACAAUCAAAGCAGCAGAGAAAUGAUCAACUGAAAACCCAACAUAAGAAAAGGGUCUAUAAAAGCGAACCAUACUCUUCUAUACCCUUUAUUAUUUCCCCAUUUGCUCUCUAUCUAGCUGUUCACUCUCUUCGUAUUCUCCGCCACUUUCUCUCUUCAGAUCCAUUUUCUUUUUAGAUCCAUUCAUUCAACAAUGGCUUCUUUCGCCAUCUCUUCCCUUUCCUGCUCCUUCAAGCAGAAUCAGGUGCAUUUGAAGGGCUCUUCUCUUUCUGUUAAAGGAGUGAGCUUCCCUUCUCUCAGGUUGAAGCCAGCUACUCGUCGCUUCAGCAUUUCCUGUGCGGCUAAACCAGAGACAGUCGACAAAGUGUGUGAAAUUGUGAAGAAACAACUGGCUCUUACUGACGAUAAAGUAGUCAAUGGAGAGUCAAAAUUCACAGCACUUGGUGCUGAUUCUCUUGACACGGUUGAGAUUGUCAUGGGACUUGAGGAAGCAUUUGGAAUCACCGUGGAAGAAGAGAAUGCACAGACUAUUGCAACAGUUCAAGAUGCUGCUGACUUAAUUGAGGAUCUCAUCUCCAAGAAAGCUUAAGAAAUAUUGAGUUAUAGAGCUUGCCUAGCAAAAUUAGGUUUGGUAGGUCUCAUUUUGGUUGAAAGUUUGCCUAUCUUAUUUAGUCGUUUAAUCGUCAUGUCUCCUUAUGGAGAGCGUCUAUUGCAGUUUGUUCCAAUGAGCUAUGUCUAGGUAAAAGGAUUUCUUUCAUCUCUCGUCUUGUUUCUUUAAUUUACUGUAAGACAUUAUGGUCAUAAUUAAAGAUAUCCUUGUACUA